CUAACAAACGGACACCAAAACCAAAUGAUACAAUACUUGAGCGAGUCGAAGCAAAAGAUAGAGAGUGAACUAAACGAUACAAGAGUUAAACUGGCGACGACACAGGCUCAGAAGGAGGAAUCGUCCGCUGCUGUAGUCGAACUACGCAAGCAGCUAGAGCAAGUCAAGCAAGAGCUCAACAUGAAAGAUGUAUCUCUUGUACAACUUCAAAAGGAUACGAAGCAGCUACUGAACGAGUUCAGCACCCAGAGUAACGAGAUGAAGAGUGCUUACACGAAGAAAGAGGAACAUUUAAAAGAAGCGCUAGAGGAGAUAGAAGCCCUGAAACGGGCACUGAACAACCAAGAGGCAUUCACAGAGAGCGUGCGCAAACAAAACGAACAACUGCAAGAGCAACUGGCCGCGGUGGAAGAGCGCUACGCUGCAAACGCACGACAUACCGACCAGUUACAGCGCAAACUUGAAGAAGCCGAAGUAACAAUUGCUAAUAAUAAUGACGAAAUUUUGAAAAUGCAAGAUAAAAUUGAGAAGGUAGAAAAAGAAGUCGAUGACAAACAUGCUGUAAUAAUUAUGAAAGAAAACGAAAUAAAUAAUUUGCAAAUACAAUUGAACAAUAUCGAAACGGAGAAGGUAGAAUUGUUAUCUAAACUAGAAAGCAGUGCGGCGAAGAACAACGCUGAGGAGGCACGCGUGGCUGAACUGUCCGCAAGCAUCGAGCUGCUGCAUACCAACCUUCAAACUCACAAAGAUGCAAGUGACGCCAGAAUCGCAGAACUAAUUGAGGCUAUAGAAAGCAAAGACAAAGAGCUGGACAGCAAAGCUGGAACAAUAGCGCAGCUGAUGUGUGAGGUGACGGGGGCUGUCGACACCAGCGCCAGGCUGGAGACUGCGCUACAUAAACUGCGCAAAGAGAUGGAAAUUGAGAAAGAUAGCUGGAGAGAAAAGGACAGGAAGCACGCCCAGCAAGUUGAGCGUCUUGAAGUACUGCUGAGGGAAAAAGAAGAAGAAUCAUCUAAGCAGAUGUCGAUUAUUCUGGAGAUACGAGCUGAGAAGGAGCGUCUGCAAGAGAAAUUCCAGAACAUGCAGGCCACGAUGGACAACAUCCAGAAACAGCUGUCGCGGCCACUGGUGCCGCCUAAACCACGGGAAGCGCCCGAGCACGACGACAAUGCCCGACCCUUCGCUACACAACUUGCCGUCACCACUCCUCAGAACAUUAAUAAGCCAAUGAACACGCGAAAACUAGCUGGAGUGGAAGCUGGUCACGGCGGUAAGGUCAACCAGGAGAUAGAUAGCAUAGUGUUCAGCUUGUUCAGUGACAACAGCACCGACGAUUGUGCCAACAAACCUGACCCUCCCGAGGCAACUCGUCGCUUCGAGGCGCCGUAUCGUGGCAAUUCAGCACCGGCGACGUUCAAGCGCCGUACCGGUGUACCAGCAGCGCGGCCACGUGUCUACGUACCUGACGACGAUGAUGAUAAUGCUCUAAUAUCGUUGUCACAGACAAGAAAUAAUUUGAAGAAUAAAGAGCAACGACCAACGAAUCAACGCGCAUUCUUUAAGUCGAAGCGCGAAACGAAAAGACCUAAAUAAUUAUUUGUUACCAUUUGUCAUAAAUUCUUUGUUGAUUUGUUAGAAGAAUAAAGUUUUUGUUUCUUUGAAUUUUCUACCACUACCUAAUUGUUUCAUUGUAAUAAUUAAUAAUAAAUGUUGUUGAAAAAAAUUCUUAAUUUUUAUUAUACUUAACAAGC
Messenger RNA from Galleria mellonella (greater wax moth), 1751 nucleotides. Its product is annotated as ELKS/Rab6-interacting/CAST family member 1-like. Lineage: Eukaryota; Metazoa; Arthropoda; Insecta; Lepidoptera; Pyralidae. The record is from RefSeq and is a predicted model, not a curated record. Bases 25 to 1593 code for a protein of 522 amino acids. The transcript has 11 exons.